This is a messenger RNA of Pteropus alecto (black flying fox), 3843 nucleotides long. RefSeq names its product Rho GTPase activating protein 25 (gene ARHGAP25). Gene Ontology annotation, cellular component: phagocytic cup. Gene Ontology annotation, biological process: activation of GTPase activity; signal transduction; phagocytosis, engulfment. The coding region runs from base 1331 to 3250 and encodes 639 amino acids. Gene Ontology annotation, molecular function: GTPase activator activity. The transcript has 10 exons. The record is from RefSeq and is a predicted model, not a curated record. NCBI's taxonomy places the organism in Eukaryota, Metazoa, Chordata, Mammalia, Chiroptera, Pteropodidae.
GAAAGCUUAAUGAUGGAGCGACAUUUUGAAGUAAUGAGAGAUGUUUAGGAAGCUCUCAAAGCUGAUCUGUAUCCUUGCAAUAAGAAGUAAAGUCAUCUGUUGAUAAAAAUAAUGAGUAACAUUUGCUUACCUUGGACCAGGGACUGUGCUAAGUGGUUUACGUAUGUUAGCUUGUUAUUUCUCUGCAACGAUUCCAUAGAGAAGGGACUAUUACUAUCCCAGUUUAACAAGUGAGGAAACUGAAGCUCAAAGAAGUUGCAUAAUGGACCCAGGGUCAAAGUGACAGGAAAGGAAGAACAGGUCUCUAACCGGGUGGGAUGCGAUGGGUAGAGAAUGGGGUUGGCUUAGUUCAACUACAUUAUGAAUGUUAUUGGGGGGGAUGGUGGCAAAGCUGAAAAAAGGGAACAUGAAAUGGAAACUUCCUCCAGCAAGAAAAUAAAUGCAGACAUAAGACUGGUAAGUGUAGAGAGAGUUGUCCUGAAUGGGAAUUACCGUGGAGACAAGCCGUGGAUACUUGGCCCUGAUCCAAUGAAGGGCAGAACUCAUGUGUGAAAACAAAAGCCAACUACACAAAGCAGUGACUUGAAAGGGUCUGGAUUCAAAUUCUGUUUCUCCGUUCUGCUGGCAGAUUUAUUUUCCUUUCAAAUGCUCCUGUGCUGUCAGCACGUGGGAGGGACAGCCUGACUGAAAAGGUAGGAGGAAAGUAGCUACAGGGAGGUUCUUGGUCCAGUAUAAAGGGCUGUAAUCACUCUCAGCAGACAGGGGACAGAAUGGCAUUCGACACUUGGCAGGAAAAUUCAGGAGGUGCCAGCUUCCUGCCUGCUGGCUGCGUGGAGUGGGGCCAGGGGUGUUGCGGGUCUGCUGGGGAAGGGCUCCAUUUGACAGUGAGGUCAGAGCGAACACAACAGCUCCUUCUUGGUGAAGAAUGCCCGGCAACUUCCGGUGCCGCUGCAGCUGCGUGGGACUCACUCACCCUGAACCGUCAGAGCCAGAUAUUAUUUUCUACUCUCUCUUGUCAGAUACUGACUCCCACGCAGGAAAAAGGAAGCACCUUUUGUCAGAUGCUGCGGCCACUUCCUCUGCAGAAUGCUCCAGCCAAUCUUUCGCUUCGUAGAAUGAGGGGGCCGACCCGGCUGCCGGACUGUGCGCGCUGGGCCUCUGGGUCUCGCCUCCUUCUCGGUCUCGGUCCGUCUUCCUUUGUGGGUCGCUGAGGACUUUCUCUGAUACAGAUCUGGACCCUUGAGCCGGACCUGGCGGGGGCCCCACCCGCCGCUCAGCCCCCUCGGGGGUUCCUCUCUCGCCUCCCCGCCCACUCUUUGCACACUGCUUCAUGUCCCUCAGUCAGUCCGCCUGUCUGUUCCUCUCCAUAGCUCGGUCAAGGAGUGUUAUGACCGGCGAGCAGAUGGCGGCUUUUCACCAGUCGUCCACUCCCAACCCGCUGGAAAGGCCUAUCAAGAUGGGCUGGCUGAAGAAACAGAGGUCCAUCGUGAAAAACUGGCAGCAGAGGUACUUCGUGCUGAGGGCGCAGCAGCUUUACUACUACAAGGACGAAGAAGACGUGAAGCCACAGGGUUAUAUGUAUCUACCAGGAAGUACUAUCAAAGAGAUUGCCACAAACCCAGAAGAAGCGGGGAAGUUUGUCUUUGAAGUCAUUCCAGCCUCAUGGGACCAGAGUCGCACGGGACAGGACUCUUACAUCCUCAUGGCCAGCUCCCAGGCAGAGAUGGAGGAGUGGGUUAAAUUCCUUAGGAGAGUCGCUGGCACGCCCUCUGGAGCCGUGUUCGGCCAGCGUUUGGAUGAGACUGUGGCCUAUGAGCAGAAGUUUGGCCCCCACUUGGUGCCCAUCCUGGUGGAGAAGUGUGCAGAGUUCAUCCUUGAGCACGGCCUGAAUGAAGAAGGCAUCUUCCGACUGCCUGGGCAGGACAAUCUAGUGAAGCAGCUCAGAGAUGCUUUUGACGCUGGGGAGCGGCCCUCUUUUGACAGAGAUACAGAUGUGCACACAGUGGCCUCCCUGUUAAAGCUCUACCUCCGAGACCUCCCAGAGCCCGUGAUUCCCUGGAGCCAGUAUGAGGGGUUUUUACUCUGCGGACAGCUCAUGAAUGCAGAUGAAGCAAAGGCUCAGCAGGAGUUGAUGAAGCAGCUCUCCAUCCUUCCUCAAGACAACUACAGCCUCUUGAGCUACAUUUGCAGGUUCCUACAUGAAAUCCAGCUGAACUGUGCUGUUAACAAGAUGAGCGUGGAUAAUCUGGCUACUGUGAUUGGUGUGAAUCUCAUCAGGUCGAAGGUAGAAGACCCUGCUGUGAUCAUGAAAGGUACUCCUCAGAUCCAAAGAGUAAUGACCAUGAUGAUCAGAGACCAUGAAGUCCUCUUCCCCAAGUCCAAGGAUGCACCUCUGUCACCCCCAGCCCAGAAAAAUGACCCCAAGAAACCUCCAGUGGCUCGAAGCUCUGUGGGCUGGGAUGCCACUGAAGAUGCCCCAAUUUCUAGGACAGACAGCUUCAGUAACAUGACUAAAGACUCAGAAGCAACCAGCCCCACUGGACAACAGCCGAAUGACGGGUGUCUAGGAGAUGGUAGUAAACCCCCCAGGGAAAAGCCAGGAGAUUGGAAGCUGCAGUCACGAAAAAGGACUCAGACGCUCCCUAACCGGAAGUGCUUCUUGACAGCAGCUUUUCAAGGCGCCAACAGCAACAAAGUGGAGAUCUUUAAAAAUGAGUUCUGGUCACCUUCUUCAGAGGUGAAGGCAGAGGAAGGGCAUAGGAGAACACUGUCUCAAGGUGUGCCAAACUUUUCCGACAUCCAGAGGACUUCCACCUAUGAUAAUGUCCCUACCCUGCCGGGGUCCCCUGGAAAUGAAGCAGGUGCAGUUUCUUUCCAUGCCUGUGACUCAAAAAAAGAUACUCUUGCUAGCCCAAGCUCUGAAACUGGGCCUGGGACAAAGAACUCUGGAGAAGAAGAACUUGAAUCUUUGCAAAGGAUGGUUCAGGAGCUGCAAAAGGAAAUAGAAACACAGAAGAAAAUGUAUGAAGAACAGAUUAAAAACCUCGAGAAGGAAAAUUACGAUGUCUGGGCUAAGGUGGUGAGGCUCAGUGAAGAACUGGAGAAGGAGAAGAAGAACUCUGCAGCCUUGGAAAUCAGCCUCCGCAAUGUGGAGCGCUGCCGGGAGGAUGUUGAGAGGAGGAACAAGGCCUUGGAGGAAGAAGUCAAGGAAUUUGUCAAAUCGAUGAAGGAGCCCAAGACUGAUGCCUGAGGGUCCCAAGAGUACUGCAGAAGCAGGCCACAAAUGCCCAACACUUCUCCCUUUCUCCUUGCUACCUGACGACUGGGAAGCAAAAUCACUCCCUAAGAGGAGAGCACAUUUUGUGGGAAAACGUCAUAUUUCCCAGUCAAUAAAUCAGUGGGAUUUGUGGGAAGAUAAAGGUGAGCGGGGACAUAUGUGGACAUCUAUGACUGCUUGUGGCUUUAUUCAGAAUUGCAUUAUUCCACUGUGGUCUCAGGCUGAGUGAAAUGGAACCUCCCAUGGCUGGAUGGCUAUGUCCAGUGGAGCCAUUUGAGGCAGGCUACAUCCCAGGAGCCAGGCAACAGGCUGUCCCCAACAGAGACUGGACUGAGGCUUAGUUCUUGCUGUGUGGAACAACCCACCGCGUCAAACGAUCUCAGGGCAUCUCUGAGACAUGGGCUGAAAAUGAUCUUCGGCUUUUAAGUGUCUUGAGGGGCCACACCUGCUGAAACCAGAGGCCCAUUCUACCACUCCCACGAUGAUUCGCACUCUUCGGGGAUUGGACAUUCAAAAAUAUUAUUCGACUAAGAGAAAACAAGCAAUAAACUGUAUUUAUGAAAACA